AUGGAGAAUAAUCAGCAUCCUGAAGAGCAACCUUAACUCAAGCCAAUUGAUGAAAUAUUCAUUGGAAUCGCCACAGACUCGCUUCUAAGAGUAUAUCAAUCUAUAUUCGACUCUGUGAAAGAGAUCUCAAGUCAUUUGAGAUACUCAACAAUCAAUCGCCUUGGAACGAAAAAUGAAUUUGGAGAUGAGAGAAUAGAUAUGGAUGUUCAAACUGAUUCAUUGAUCAAUGAUAAUCUCAAGAAGUCAAAGGUAGUACAGAUGGUUUUAAGUGAGGAGAGGCCCUACCCAACUAUUUUGAACAAAAAUGGAGACCAUAUUGUCACAUUUGAUCCAAUUGAUGGUGGAAAUUUAAUCGAUAGUAAUUAUACAGUUGGGUCUAUUUUCGGUAUAUGGCCAAAAGGAAAUAUGAAUGGGAUGACCGGUAGAGAUAUAGUAGGCGGUGCUUUAGCAGUUUAUGGAUCUAGGACUUCAAUCAUCAUAUAUAAUGCUAUCAGUAAAACUUUAGAAGAAUGGACUUUGAGGUUUGAUGAAAAUGAAAGCUUUUAUUGGGAAAAGACUAGAGAAAACAUUAGAGUAUCAAAAACGACUCGCAUUUUCUCGCCUGCAAACUCAAGGGCUAUCUUAGAUAACAUUGCCUACAGACAGAUGCUAGAGUUUUGGACGAGAUCUGGUUAUGUCCUCAGAUACACAGGCUCCCUCUCCUCUGAUUGUUAUCACUUAUUAAUGAAAGGUGAGGGACUUUAUUGUUCAAUUGGUUCAAAAUUACAAAAGAAAAAGCUAAGAAUACUUUAUGAGUGCGCUCCGAUUGCCUUUUUAAUCGAAAAAGCAGGUGGAUUAAGCAGUAAUGGAGAAGUAUCAAUGCUAGAUGUGAUAGUAGAAGGUUACUAUCAGAAAACAGACUUUAUUGUAGGCAGUAAAGAAGAAGUUGAGAGAGUUUAAAGAUUUGUGACUGCAGAAAAAAGAAAGAAGAGAUCUUAAAGUCCAGAUAAAAACCCAUCUAAGAAAUAUAGAAUACAGCCUCCUGAACCGGAAGAGGAGGAUAUGAUCUACUAUUGA
Messenger RNA from Stylonychia lemnae, 1056 nucleotides. NCBI's taxonomy places the organism in Eukaryota, Ciliophora, Spirotrichea, Sporadotrichida, Oxytrichidae. The record is from the annotation of a GenBank genome assembly.